AUGUUCGCUAGAAGAAGUUUGAUGCGUAUGGGCCUCUUCCGGCCGUUCGCUUCCAUUGUGGUUCCUGCCUCCAGAACAUUUGUGCGUGUUCCUCAAUCGGCCUUCCGCCCCAUUGCAUUGACCUCCCUCAAGUCAGGAUGGAGUCAGAGAUCGUACAGCGUCUUGUCACAGUGCGACGCCAAAUUGUACAAUUACGAAGACAUCAAGAAGAUUACCACACAUCCAGAGACUUUCCCAAACACCGUAUUGGUGGAUGUGAGAGAGCCAGUGGAGUUUGAAGAGGGACACAUUCCAGGUGCCCUCAACGUUCCAUUCAAGUCGUCUCCUGGCGCCUUUGACUUGUCCGGCGAGGAUUUUGAAGAGAGCUUCGGCUUUGAGAAGCCAGGAAAGGACAAAGAGUUGGUAUUUUACUGUCUUGGAGGCGUGAGAUCGACCGCUGCUGAGGAGUUGGCCAAUUCGUUUGGCUACACCAAGCGUGGUAACUACGUCGGCUCAUGGGAAGACUGGAUUUCUCACGAGAACGCUUCUGAGAAGUAG
This is a messenger RNA of Sungouiella intermedia, 537 nucleotides long. NCBI's taxonomy places the organism in Eukaryota, Fungi, Ascomycota, Pichiomycetes, Serinales, Metschnikowiaceae. The record is from the annotation of a GenBank genome assembly.